AUGAGUGACCAGCUUCUUAAUAAAUAUGAUGAUUUCAUUGAGACUUAUGAGAAACUCUUCCACUUGAAUUCAAAUGAUUCUGUCGAAGAGAUUUUGAAUUUGAUUUCAUCUGUUUUAAUCAAAAAGUAUAAAGCGGUAAUUAUAACAGUAGUUUAUAAUUUAUUCAUGGCAGCUCGGUGUAAUUAUCAAUUUAUCGAGCUUUAUAUUAAAAUUUUAAACCAAUUUUUAUCUAAAUAUAGGUUGCCGAAUUCUUAUGUAAUAGAACUUGCCAAUAGUGUAAAAAUGACUUACUCAAACAAUCCAAAUGGAGGUUUACAAGUCGAUUUUGAUCGAAAAUCAUUUCCGAAAGAAGGAGAAAUAUUAUACAUAAUCAUGAACGACCAAAUUGACAAAUUCAAAGAAUAUGUUAGUCAUGAAUCAAUAGAAUCAUUUUCAGCGAAUAUUAGUGUCUAUCAGAUGCACUCACCUAUUGAAGCAUGCUGUUAUUUCGGAUCUGUUAACAUUUUCUUUUUCCUCCUUACGAAUUUAAAUGUCGCAAUGACACCAAAAUGCCUUUUAUACUCAAUUUUUGGUAGAAAUACAGACAUCAUCAAUGAAUGCAUGAAAAACAUUAAAAUGAACAAAUAUGCAUUAGAAAGUACAAUCGCAUCUCAUAACUACGAAUUUCUCGAAUAUCUUUUUAAAAGGGAUCUUAUUGAUAUUAAAAAUAUCGAUACCACAGUUUUAAGUCGUCAUCAAAACUUGAAAGCUCUUUUGCUUCUGUACGAAAAUGAUAAAAAUUCAAUCAUUCCAUGCAUUGUUUCAUUUCCACAGGCUUUAGAUUUUCUCCAAGAUAAGAGUCUAGAUUUAACUAGAAGAGCUCCAGAUGGAAAAAAUGUUUUGAUUUGCGCAUCUUAUUGGAAUAAUUUUGAUAUUCGCAAAUAUUUGCUGGACAAUUCAACAAUGAAAAUCAAUUCAAAGGAUAAAGAUCAUCGUUCAGCUCUUCAUUAUGCAGUUAAAAAUAAUAACAAAAAUUUGGUAGAGCUUCUUUUCAACCAUGGCGCAAAAGUUGAUAAUUUUAGUGACCAUAAGCAUCCUCUUCAUUUUGCAGCCAAACUUCAGCGUAAUGAAAUGAUACCAAUUCUUUUAAAACAUGGCGCGGAUAUUAAUAAAGGCUACGGAGUUAUGCAAAGAACAGCUCUUCAUAUUGCAGCAAAGAGGGGUUAUUUACAGACACUCGAAGUUCUAAUAAAAAAUCAUGCAGAUAUCAAUGUGAAAGAUUUUAGUCAUGAAACACCUCUUCAUUAUGCUACAAAAUAUAAUAAAAAGAAGCAAUUAAAUUUCUUAUUUCACAUGGUGCCAUUAUCGAUGCAAAAGCAAGUUACAAUUCAAUUACACCUCUUUAUAUUGCAGCACAAAAAAACCUUAUAG
Molecule: messenger RNA, 1410 nt
Organism: Trichomonas vaginalis G3
Lineage: Eukaryota; Parabasalia; Trichomonadida; Trichomonadidae
Product: temperature-gated cation channel protein
Exons: 1
Coding region: 1-1410 (469 amino acids)
Molecular function (GO): protein binding
Source: RefSeq, a predicted model, not a curated record